Messenger RNA from Salvia hispanica, 2193 nucleotides. NCBI's taxonomy places the organism in Eukaryota, Viridiplantae, Streptophyta, Magnoliopsida, Lamiales, Lamiaceae. The record is from RefSeq and is a predicted model, not a curated record.
AUGGGGCGCUACGAACAAUGGAUCGAUCAAUUGGAUGCCGUCACCUCAAGGUUGGAAUCACGUUGGGAGGAACUUGAUCGACGUGUGACAAGAUUGCAGGCGUCAAAAGCAGCGUAUGGACAGCUGCGCACUUCGAUUCUGGAGAGUUCGCCCUCCUCUGCUGCCGGAGCCACCGCCACAGCAGUUGCACCCUAUUGCUCCACAGAAACUAGCUGCAACGGCGUUAACUGUUGCCAAACAACACUUCCACCACGACUCAAGGAGCUCGAGUACAAGUACAGAACAACUGAAGCUAUCAGUGAUCAUAGCUCUUGUGGAUUUGUUCUUCCUGUUGAGAAGAUAUGGUUAACAAAUCAUUACAAAAGUUUCAAAGCAUUAAACCGAGGAUUGGGAUUCGCUCGUCUGGUACUUGAGUGGGAAUUUGGUGAACUGAAAGGUUAUACUAACAGUACUUGCAUAUAUGCUAAUGAUUAUUGCCUCUCAUAUCCUGAUAAUUUUGGCCGCAGAUAUGCACAAAAUAGUUUUCCCGGUUGUUCAGAAAAACAUUUUAACGAUCAUUGUAGCAGAUAUCCUUUCGAUUAUUACUGCCGAUCAUCAUCGGUUAGUUCUCGAUAUUCAUUUGAUUUAUUUUAUGAGGGGUCAAAUUCAUUUUAUUAUGAUACGGCCGGUUAUGCAUCUUCAACCAAAUAUUGCUCUUGUCCGAGAGGGUUUGAAGGUAACCCGUAUCUACCAGAGAAAUGCAUUGAUGUAGACGAAUGUGCAAAUGCAACAGAUCACUGUGGACCAUUGUCUUGCACCAAUGUAAUAGGGGAUUAUAUAUGUAUUGAUGAAAAUUUUAAAUAUAAAGCCCGUCAGAAAACAAUAUUAAUCAGCGUUGGCAGUAGCCUCGGUGCUCUGAUUCUACUCCUUGUAGCGUGGAGAUCGACCAAAGCCAUCAGAAAAAGAAUCAAGGCGAACCGGAGACACAAGUUUUUCAAGCGAAACGGGGGGCUGUUGCUGGAACAACAGCUUUCAGCAACUGAUAAUGGCCUUGACAAGAACAAAUUGUAUAGUUCUAAAGAGUUGACACUGGCCACUGAUCAUUACAAUGAGAACCGCAUACUUGGCCGUGGUGGGCAAGGCACUGUCUACAAAGGAAUGUUGAAGGAUGGUAAGAUUGUGGCAGUCAAGAAAUCGCAGAAGUUAGAGGAAGGUGAUCUUGAAGUCUUCAUAAAUGAAGUGGUUAUUCUGUCACAAGUCAACCACAGGAAUGUGGUUAAGCUACUAGGAUGUUGCCUGGAGACUGAAGUUCCUCUUCUCGUCUACGAGUUCAUCCCAAAUGGAACCCUUUUCCAACAAAUUCAUGAGCCAAGUGAGGAAUUCCCAUUGACAUGGGAAAUGAGACUGAGAAUUGCAAGAGAAGUAGCGGGUGCACUCGCUUACUUGCACUCUUCAGCGUAUUCGCCUAUCUAUCACCGCGAUAUCAAGUCAACAAACAUAUUGUUGGAUGACAAAUAUCGCGCUAAGGUCUCAGAUUUUGGGACAUCAAGGUCAGUAGCUCUUGAUCAGACUCACUGCACCACCCGAGUUCUAGGCACCUUCGGCUACUUGGAUCCAGAGUACUUCCAGUCAAACCAAUUCACAGAGAAGAGCGAUGUCUACAGCUUUGGUGUGGUUAUGGUUGAGCUUCUGACCGGUGAGAGAGCAAUAUCAUCCAUCCGAACUGAAGCAGGGAGGAGUUUAGCCACACAUUUCUUACACUCGAUGGAGGAAAACGUGUUAUUUGAAAUACUUGAUGCAAGGGUCCUCAGAGAAGGCAAGAGGGAUGAAAUCGUGGCUGUAGCUCAACUUGCUAGAAGAUGUCUGCAUUUGAAUGGGAAGAGAAGACCAACAAUGAAGGAAGUUUCAGCGGAGUUGGAAGCUAUCAAAAAGGUGGAAGAAUGCUCGUAUGUCGAAGAUAGAGAUGGUGGCAGCAGAGAGUUUCAUUCUCUUUCUAUAGAGCCUGCUGAUUCUAUCAGCUUCACUUCCAUCGCCCCGUUUCCGCCAGAAGCUGAGUAUCCAUUGCUUGGUGAGUGAAUAGAUGGACUACUUUCUUUAACUGCUUUGCUUGCAAUAAGUUUCUUUUAACAUCAUAUUCUGUUGUCAUUCAAGAGUUUGUAUUGAUCUUAGAUUGUUGCUAAACAUUAUGUAAUGUAUUCAGUAUGUGUGCUACAU